UUGUGACCCAGGCCCUGGUGAGCACUGAUCCUAUCAUUGCUACAUUCCAGUGAGGCAGAAACUGCUGCAGCAGAACGGGAAAUAUAUGACUGGUUCCAACCAUGCAGGUUAUCAACCAUGGUUGUAAAAGAAAAGAUUAAAAAGACCUACGGCCCACAUGUUGGGAUGAGCACGGCAUAUGCUAGUGAACCAGACUUUACCUGUGAAGAUAAGGCUACACAAACCAACUUUGAUAGCCCAAAAGAUGGUAUGACCCAGGAAAAGGCAACAAAUCCAUAUACAGCCCAGAUGUUUGUGCCGAGCAAGAAAAAAUACUGUGUGCUGAAAACAGAAACACAAAUUCGAGAGAAAGUCUCUGCUGCCAAGCCAGUGUCAGAGCCUGGGGACUUUCUCGUGAAGGAAAAAGAGAAGAAAGGUCAUCAUGUUAUCUCGCCGCCGCCACCAGAAAACGAAAACCUUAAUCAGAUACCUGAAGGAGCUGAUGCAGAGUCCACUGUGACGGGCCAGAUACUUUUAGCCAUUGCUAGCCUGAGGGACACAGAAAAAAAUAGCAUCCAGGCAGCUUCAGCUAUGCUAAAUUCAAUCUUGAAAAAAGAGAGGAACAAACUGAGGGGAAAGGUGCCAGAAAUCAUUGAUAUUAUUUAUUUCCACCUGCGAGCUAUCCAGGAACCUAGUGCAAGAGAAGUUGCCAUAGGGGCUGUGUGCCUCCUGGCUGAAAAACACACGGAAGAAACUGUUUCAAGCCUUCUGAAACUCUCAUUGCUUUGUGACAGGCAUAUCACUCAAAUCUGGGAAGCCUUGGGCCAAGCUAAACAGCCUGUAAGACUCCAGGUUCUUGCCAAGCUUCUCGAAGUGCUGAAAAGGAAACCUUGCCUUAGCGGUGAACGCCCGGGAUCAGAUGGAAAGUUCACAGACAACUCCUCCCUUCUACCUCUAGCCGCAACAAAGGCCCUAUGCAUAAUAUUUAGGGAUAAAAAGUGCAAAAUCCCUAUGAACAGCUAUUACGUAUCUGUGAUCAUCUUCCUAGUUAUUCAGCUGCACUACUUGAUGAACUGUACAGAUUCCGAACCUGGACAGGAGGACAUAAUCAGAACAUCAAACUACAUAAGCUGCGCCAUGGAUGCUUUAAAGGCUUUGGUGAAAAGGCAGAAGGCUCCUCAGGCGUGUUUUACGAGUCUAACAGGAAGCUGGGACCUUUUGGCUUCACCAGAGAACUACCUGGAAGGAGUUCUCCUUCUGGCCAGAGCCCUUGUCAAACAUCAUCAUGGGCUUGACUAUGCGGUAUUUACCAAGGUGAUUCCUCUUCUCCAUCAUGGGGAUGACCAGCAGAAGCUGACGGCAAUGGCCUUUUUCACUGCACUUCUCUCGUCUGAAUCCACCUACACGGUGCUACAAAAACAUUACAUCCUGGGCCUGUUGAAGAACUGGCAGGCUGAUUCAUGCCCAACCUACCGCUGGCUCAGUCUCCAUGGAAUGGGCAAUGUGGCGCGUCACCUGCAAAACAAGAAAGAGCUCUCCAACCUGCUCCUGGGUAUACUUCCAAGUUUUAACGACACUGAUGAGAAGGUGAUUUUGACAGCUAUGGAGGUCACAAACAAGAUCGUAACACUCCACAAAAACAAUAUAAACAUGAACAUAUUUGUGAAGAUCGUCAAACAGCUUCAGCCUUUCUUGGCCGACGGGAGACCCAAAAUAACCUGUGCGGCAAACAGGCUGUUUCAAGACAUGAUUAAGAACCUGGACGUGAAAGAAAAAGCCGCUUUGCAGGACCAGGUUCUCAACAGUAUUGUCACGUUGCUACUGAACCUCCAAGAUCCACAUCUGACUGCGGCUAAGAGUCGUAGAGACAGCUUAAAAGAGUGCAAAGUCUUCUUGGGAUGGACUGCAAAUGACAACCAGGACUCUUGGAGCAUGAUUUGCAAGCACCUUGUUAAGGAACAUCCAGGGAAACUACGGAACUUUCUGGACCAGGCGCAAGACUAUACUCAAAGCCCACAAAUGUAUACAAGAAAUGCGGCCACCAUGUUUAUAGAUUCUAUCUUGGAGCACUUAGAUUCCAGUCCUCUACAAAAGUCAGAAGUGGACUUCCUGAGGCAAGCUUUCAGCUCUUUCCCAUCAGAAGCACAGCGCCCUGUCCCGGUUGUUCCAGAACCAGAAAAAGUACGCAGGUACUGCGCAGACCUGUUCAGAUGUUCCCGCUAUUUCCCAAGAUCUUGUAUUUGACGCCUGUAUCUGAAGUUAAUAUCCAUCUGAAUAAAGAGCACUGUAUGAAAUUUCA
Molecule: messenger RNA, 2278 nt
Organism: Podarcis raffonei (Aeolian wall lizard)
Lineage: Eukaryota; Metazoa; Chordata; Lepidosauria; Squamata; Lacertidae
Product: maestro heat-like repeat-containing protein family member 6
Exons: 16
Coding region: 118-2223 (701 amino acids)
Cellular component (GO): cytoplasm
Source: RefSeq, a predicted model, not a curated record